UAGAAUCUGUAAGUCUAUAUUCUAUAUCUGAGUGUUUCUCCAGUACUGGUUACAACUAGGUGUUGGUUCACUAAAAAGUCUGUAUUUCAUAAGAUUCAAAUGUGGAAAUACUAGCGUAGUAAUUAACAGGAGUACUUAAACAAUAGCGUGUCCCACAAUUAACCAUUGAUGCGCCUCAAGCGUCGACACGAUCAAUCUCCGGCAAUCUUGCACAAAAAUCUCAUUUAAUCUGUUUUUUGUGAUCUUUUGUGAAUCAACAACCCAUCAGAUUUCAGUAAUGGAGUAUCUGUUAGAGUUUCAAGGCGUCUACAAGCCAAGAAAGACUCUAAAUUUACAAGCAUCAAAGCCUGAGCCGUGUUGCUGUUUUAGAGCGGAGAGAAAAGGAAAGGUUAAGAAAAGCUGCAUACAGAGCCUAGUUAAGCCCACAUGAAAAAGCUUGGAUAAACAGAAAACGCAAAGAAAGAAAACAGCAAGCUAAUAGUCCACUUAAUGUCAUCUCAGCCGAGGUUGGUGAAUCACUAGGUACUGGAUUCCAGACUCCAGUGGCGAAAAGAAUGGCUGUUUCAAGGGCUUUGAUGAAAUUGCCUAGGUCACUUAAGAAAUAUGCUGCAGUUUUUGAUGGUCUCACACAAAUAUUCUCCCCAAGAAAGUAAAGCUGUCAAUGACAUAAGCUUUCUGUGCCUACCUGAGAGAAGAACGCUCAUCUUUCUAAACAACAUUAAAGAAAGUAUCAAAACCUAACUACACUCCACCAACAAAAAAAAAGUCAGAUGUCUAGUGCUCAUAGACAAGUACUCUGCAGUAUCCUUAGUAAGUACAAGAAACUCAGAGGUUGUGCUACUCAUUUCUAACAUUUUGGUCUUCCAAGAAGUUUUAUGUCCAAGUGCAAAUCAGAACAAAUUGCAAGAAAAAAAAACGAAGUGAUUGCAUUGCACAAAAUGCCUUGGAAACAAUAUUCAUUUUUUACAGUAGAGAGGAUGUCUCAAGAACUGAUCCCUCUCAAUCAUCUGUUAGUGCUCAAACAGGAAAACGUUUCAUGCAAAAGCUACUUAACAUAAGAUGCAGUCUUGCUUAUGUGAGUUCUGUUUGAAGAUUUUUCUUUAUAUAGAGGGCAUUAAUAAAUUUCUGAUCAAAAAAGGACACAGAGAGCUGACAUUAAAAAAAAAAUCCAGCUUCAUCACUCGGCGGUGAUGGUACACUGCAAAAGGUAACAAAGUGGCGACCAGUAAAUAAAGAAGGAUCUUUCAAUGACCUAGUGAGAGGUAUUACAUCUAACACUAUUGCUUACAGAAAUAGAAGCUGUUUCUGCUUUCCAUGCAGAAAUUCAUAUGGCAGUCAGUGCCUGCAUGAUGAAAUAUGUGGAUCUUGGAAGGUGUUCAAACUUCAGAAACAAAAUGUAGUGCAAUCUCAGUCAAAUCUUGAAGACUCUUUGGAUGUCAGUCCCAUAUGCUCAAAUUCAAAGGCCCAAACAAAUUCCUUCACUAAUCAAAAGUACAUUGUAAAUAGCUGUGUGAUUGUCAAGUAUGGGGAAAUAUUCUAUCCAGAUUCAAGGAAUCUUAGCCACAUACAUGGAAAGAGUUAACUGUGGUGGAGACUACCGUUUGGGUCUAUCUAAGAUCAAGAAGCAUGUGAUUGUCUGUUCUACAACAUUAACUCUUGACAGCCUGAUAGACUUCCUGAAUGAGUUUUAUGGUAAUCCUAACUUAGAGGUUGUUCUAACAAUAUGUCAAAUGAUGUGGACCCGUGAUGUCACAGCUAUUCUUAGAGACUCUCAAACAGUUAUCAGGGGAAUGAGGGACUUCGAACAAAGAAGCUUUACAGAGUUAAAUCUUCUAGCUGGGGCAGUGAGAGGAGAACUUCCUAAACUGGCACGAGCUACACUCUGCGCUCUUAUUACAAUCAAUGUUCAUGCACGGGACAUAAUUUCAGAAAUGGUGAAAAAACAGGUAUCAGAACUUUUAAGUUUUGACUGGCAAAAACAACUCAGAUAUUAUUGGAAUAUGGAAGUGGACAACUGUGUUGUCUGCAUGUCAAUUGCUGUCUACACCUAUGGCUAUGAGUACCUUGGAGCCUGUCCUAGACUAGUGAUUACACCUCUGACUGACAGAUGCUAUCUCUGCCUUAUGGGAGCCCUACAACUUGAUCUAGGUGGAGCACCUGCAGGUCCAGCUGGUACUGGAAAGACUGAAACAACUAAAGAUUUGGCUAAAGCUUUGGCUAUAUGGUGUGUAGUGUUUAAUUGUUCAGACAGCUUGGAUUAUAAGAUGAUGGGAGGAUUCUUCUCUGGGCUAGCACAGUCAGGGGCCUGGUGCUGUUUUGAUGAGUUCAACCGAAUCAAUAUUGAAGUUUUAUCUGUUAUUGCUCAACAACUUAUUACUAUCAGAAAUGCCAAAGUAGCUAAGCUCAAUAGGUUCAUGUUUGAAGGGCGUGAGAUCAAACUGGUUCAUACAUGUGCAGCCUUCAUCACUAUGAAUCCUGGUUACGCUGGAUGGACAGAAUUACCUGAUAAUUUACAGGCUUUGUUUAGACCUAUAUCAAUGAUGGUACCAGAUUAUGGUCUGAUUGCUGAAGUUAUCUUGUACUCAGAAGGAUUUGAGUCCUCCAGAACAUUAGCCAAGAAAAUGGUUCAAAUGUACAAACUGUGUAGUGAACAACUCUCGCAACAAGAUCAUUAUGACUUUGGUAUGCGAGCUGUUAAAUCUGUCCUGGUUAUGGCUGGCAGUUUAAAAAGACAGAAUCCUGACAAACCGGAAGAUGUAGUUCUGAUUCGAGCGCUUCGUGAUAGCAAUCUUCCAAAGUUUUUGUUCAAUGAUGCUAAACUGUUUCAAGCCAUACUUUCAGAUCUUUUUCCUGGUGUUAACAUACCAGAACAUGAUUAUGGCCAGCUGAAAGAUGAGAUCAUGAACAUCCAACUAGAAAUGAAGCUCCAAGUGGUGGACACACAAGUUGUGAAAGUGAUACAGUUCUUGGAGACUAUGAUUGUCAGACAUGGUGUUAUGUUAGUUGGACCAACUGUGGUGGAAAGACCACAAUUUACAGGAUUCUAGAAAAAGCUUUGACCAGUUUGUACAAUCAAGGUGUACAGAAUGAAUUCUAUCAACCAGUUCAUGUGUAUGUUAUGAAUCCAAAAUCUAUUACUAUGAAUGAAUUAUAUGGAGGUGUGGACAAACAAACGCU
This is a messenger RNA of Biomphalaria glabrata, 3177 nucleotides long. Its product is annotated as dynein axonemal heavy chain 6-like. Gene Ontology annotation, biological process: microtubule-based movement. The coding region runs from base 1524 to 3047 and encodes 507 amino acids. Gene Ontology annotation, cellular component: dynein complex. The transcript is spliced from 15 exons. The record is from RefSeq and is a predicted model, not a curated record. Gene Ontology annotation, molecular function: dynein light intermediate chain binding; dynein intermediate chain binding; ATP binding. Lineage: Eukaryota; Metazoa; Mollusca; Gastropoda; Planorbidae.